Lindgomyces ingoldianus is the source of this 1516-nucleotide messenger RNA. RefSeq names its product mitochondrial carrier. The transcript has 2 exons. The record is from RefSeq and is a predicted model, not a curated record. Gene Ontology annotation, molecular function: L-ornithine transmembrane transporter activity. Lineage: Eukaryota; Fungi; Ascomycota; Dothideomycetes; Pleosporales; Lindgomycetaceae. Gene Ontology annotation, biological process: mitochondrial L-ornithine transmembrane transport. The coding region runs from base 126 to 1340 and encodes 404 amino acids.
ACCGUGACCACAAUGACCACCACCCUCCCACGUGCAACCUCACCUUCAUUUAGGAGAUAGAAAGGACGGCUCUCCCACCUGCAGCAGUGCUCUGCAGGCUUCGACUCCCCCUCCGAUGAUAUGAGAUGACUACCGGCUCCAGCAUUCGCGCUGGAGUCUCUCCCUCCCCCCGCAAUGAGGACCCAGAGACCGCGACCCAGCCAAAGAAGGGCAACGCCGCGACUGGAGUGCAAGCCGCCGGUAUACGCGCCAUCACGGCUCGAGCUGUAGCUUUCUAUUUCCGCGCGCCAGUAAAGGCCUUCUUUCGUGGUCGCAUCGACUACCUAGGCUAUGCCAGGGCUAUCAAUCCCCAUGUGCAGGCUGAGUUGGGAUGGUCAUGGAGAAUGACGACUCCAGCUCUUCUGGCUCAUGCAGUCAGGGCCGAGGGGUGGAGCUUCAUUCCGAACCAGGUGCUGCCGCCGCUAAUGGCAAAUACUUUUAUCGGCGCGGUGCUCUAUACGGCAUAUCUCCAAAGUCUCUCCUCUCUUCAUGCACCUUCUUCGCACCACAUUAAACGCUCUUAUCCCCCUCCAUCCAUUUCCACUACCCUCUCCGCAGGCUUCAUAGCCGGAGGUGUACAAUCGCUCCUGGCCGCCCCCUUCGAUGCCCUCCAAGUCCGCUUCCGCACCGCCGACAUCCUCGAGGGCAAAUAUAAGACAAUGUGGCACUAUGCGGGUCACAAGCUACAUUCCAUUGGCGUCCGCGGCAUUUUCGCGGGCUGGACGCUGAGUUUAGUCAAAGACUCUUUCGGCGCCGCCGUAUUUUUCAGCACCUUCGAAACCAUCAAAAGCCAGGCCUACUACGAGUUCAUAACAAAAUACUACGGAAGCCGCACGCGCGACACCUUGCUGGAGUCUGCCGCCCAUUACCGCGACGAUAUGGAUGGCCGGCCAGUGAUAAAACCUCAUUACACCAUCGAGCCUGCUUUUCUCCUUCUAGCGGGCAUAUCUGCUUCUAUCACUUCGCAACUGGUCCAACACCCGCUCACUGAAUUACAAACCGUGCACUACCGUCGUCUUGAAGCGCUGGACUACCAAGCACACGACGAAAAGAAGCCCAGUCGUAUCAUGCAGCGGUACUACCAUGCAUAUGAAGAAACUUUCCGACAGUGCAAGAAACUCGCGAAAAGAGCGGGGGGUUGGAGACGCUAUCUCUACCGUGAUUUCUUCUUGAAUACGAUUCGGCAGGUACCGAGUACGAGUGCUGGAUUGAUUGUUUUUGAGCUUGUGAGAAGAAAGUACGCGUUUGAGAAUGAGGAAGUUACUAUCAGUAAGGAAGGGUUUGAGAUUCUGUUGACUUGAUGGCGAGAAGGUGAGGAGGGUGUAUGAUCACUGUUGAUGAUACCCAGGGCAUAGCUUAGAGGAUUGUACAUAUAUAGACGCAAGUCCUACAUGAUCAUAUUCGGCGCGGAUAGGUUACACAGUCGGUGGACUCACUUCAACCUUCUAUCAGUGUAAUAUAGACGCACAUUUCCCUC